Messenger RNA from Hirundo rustica (Barn swallow), 2580 nucleotides. RefSeq names its product sodium channel and clathrin linker 1 (gene SCLT1). Gene Ontology annotation, biological process: clustering of voltage-gated sodium channels; cilium assembly. NCBI's taxonomy places the organism in Eukaryota, Metazoa, Chordata, Aves, Passeriformes, Hirundinidae. The record is from RefSeq and is a predicted model, not a curated record. Gene Ontology annotation, cellular component: centriole.
GGCGCUGAGGGCGGGCCGGUAGGAGCGGCCAGGCCCGUCCCGGCUCCCGGCGGUUCUGGGGCUCCGCCGCGGGGCCCUGGAGGCGGCCGUGGCUCCGCUGGUACCGGGACUGCACCCUUCCUGAGCGGCGGUGCCGGCACAGGGCUGAGGGGAGGGAGCGGAGGGCCGGCUCUCCCGGCCUGCCCCCGCCCCAGGGCACCAGGCGGGUGAGGGGGGCGCGUCCCUCCCGGCGCUUGCGAGCUCCGGCCGCCUCCUUCCGUUUGCCUUCUUCCCCUCCAGCGGCUGGACAAGCGGGUUUUCCCCCCGGGCUUCGCGGAGGUUGCUCGGGGAAAGCUGGGAACGGGGCACGGCCAGAUCACAUGCUAAAAAUGGCACUUGGACACUCUGAAACCAAUGAAGUUCUGAAAAAUGCUGCUGAGCAGGAACAUGCCCUUGGUGAUAAUGGCACAUCAGGAUCCAGGAUGAUGGACCAAGGCUUGUCAGCUCUACUCACAGAGUAUGGUAAACACGUGGAGGAGAUGAAACAACAGCUGCAGCUUUACCAGGCACAAAUGGCUGAGAUGACAUUGAAAUUGGAAGAAGUCACCAACGAAAAUGAAAAGUUGGUUCUUUGAAUUUCAGGCUGCAAUGCAGAGUUGAAAGAGCCUCUUGAGAAGCAACUGGAGGCUCUUCCUCUCAUUCAUCUGGAAACUGAUAUUCCUGCAGAUGAGGGCAUAGUGACCCUUCAAGAACAGCUACAGCUGGAAAAGAAAGAGAAAGACCAAGCAGUUGAGCGCUGGCAGAUGCUGUCACGGGAGCACGAUCGACUUCAGCAGCAGUACCAGGAGCACCUGACUAAAACACACAUUCUCAUGACUGAAAGGAAAAAGCAGAAUGAUCAACUGACUAGCUUUCAGCAGCUAACUCGCCAACUGCACGUGGCCAAGGAGAAAAUAGAGUUGACCAAUCAGCAGUUUCUGAAAACUGUGACAGAACAAGAUGUGGAACUAGAGAAGCUGAGAAAACAACUGAGGCAAGCCAAAAUAGAUGGGCAGGUUGCAAAUGCUAAGCUUGAAGAAAUUAUGGCAUUGAAGGAGAAGCUUCACAGCCAGUUGGAGAGAAAGGAAGAAGACAGGAUAUCUGCCCAGGAGAGAGAAACAGCAUCUGACAAACGCUUGCAGCAAAUGCAGUCUGGUAUAAAACAGUUAGAAAUGAGAUUGUGUGUGACUGUUCAAGGUGCUGAACGGCUGAGAGCAGAAAAAGUAGCCCUGGAGGAACAGAUCAGAGAGCUUCAGGCCAAGUCUGCCAGUCUAGAAAGUGAGAAGUACGAUGCUGUUGCGAAAGUCCAAGAUUGCAUACAGCUCUUGGAAGAAGCUAACCUUUUAAAAAGUCAGGCACUCUUUGGGGAGAAGCAAAAGGAAGAAGAGAUCAAAAAACUGCAGGAUGAAAUGUCUCAACUUGCAGAAAACACUGCUGCAAGAAUUAGGAAGGAAGUAGACACUGCAAAGAGGCAAUGUAACAUGCAGGUUUCUCGGCUAACAGAAGAAGUUUCUGCUCUUCAGAUGGAAUGUGGAGAAAAACAGAGUCAAAUUGAACGAGCUAUUAGAGAAAAGAGAGCAGUGGAAGAAGAACUUGAAAAGGUUUACAGGGAACACAGAGAGCAUGAACCUGACAGUAGAAAGCUCGAGCAGCUGCAUCAGAAGUAUUUACUUGCAGAAGCUGCCAAAGAUGACCUUCAGCGGAAUCUGCAGGUGACACAAAAUAAACUGAAACAACUGGAAAUGAACUCUGAGGAAGUGAAAUCUCGUUGCCAGGAAGUUAUCUGUAAAUUGCAAAGCACUCUGGAUUCAGAAAGAGAAAAGAGUGCCUUUGUCAGUGAACAAAGACUAAAAUUUCAGCAAGAGAAUGAACAACUGCAAAAUGAAAUGGAGGGUUUGAGAAAACUGGCAGUAGAGGCUCAACAAAAAGCUAAGAUAAAGAUAAGCACAAUGGAGCAUGAGCAUGCAGUGAAAGAACAUGGGUAUGAAGUUCGACUCAAGGAGAUGGAGGACACCAGUCGCAAGUCCACUGCUGAGCUCAGACGUCUCUUAGUAGCUCAGCAAAAAGCAACAAACCGGUGGAAAGAAGAAACAAAAAACCUCACUGACACUACAGAAUCCAUGAUCAGUAAGCUGAAAAGUGAGCUGCGUCGACAAAAACUCCGUAGCCAGGAGCUAAUUUCCCAGCUGGAAAUAGCAAAUGAGAAGGUAGCUGAGGAUGAGACAACGAUGAUGGAGUAUCGGGAAUACAUCGACAGGCUUCAGAGGCGGCUGAGCCAGGCAGAACAGAGAGCAGCCACAGCAUCCCAGCAGCUCAGCCUGAUAACUACACAGAAUAAAAAAGCUGUUUCCCUGAAGGAUCUGGAAAACAUUUAAACACAUGAUUUUACCAUUCACCAUGUUGGAAGUUAGGAGGAUUGCUGGAGAAACUUCAUAUUGGAGCACUACAGUCAAAAGCAAGGCUUGUAAAACUUAAGACAAAUUCUGGUUUAUUCUGUUAAGAAAGGGAGUGGAUGAAGAGCCUGCCUCUGUCUGCACAAUAAAGAUUGGAAGAAGACUGCAA